AUGACCUCAGGACUAACUCAGAGCGAUUUCAAGAAGCUCCUGGCGACGCCCAGGCCCAAGGACCCCGCUGCGAACCCGCCCGCACCGACCCCAGCUCGGCCUAAAUCACCCAAGCCGACUCUCUCAGACAACGCCGAUUCCGGAUCAGACUUUGCAAAGCCAAAGCCAAAGCCAAAGCAGAGCAAGCACGUCUCCUGCCUCCUCCUGCAUAUCUCGAUAUACUGCUUGUGCUCAUCGCUCGUCCGCAUGCCAUCACUGCCCUGGCCAUCCGACAAGCAGAUCCUGCAUUCUAACGGACGAUGGCAUGCCAAAAAACAGGCCCAGGCAGACACGAUCUCGUAUCGCGAUCGUGCCAAGGAGCGGCGAAACAACGUCAAUCCUGACUACGAGGAGUCCGAGCAGAUGCUCAAGGUUCUGGCCACCAGCACACUGGACAACGAGCUCAGUCUCUCAUACGAGCAGAGCAAGUAUCUCGGUGGAGACGUCAAGCACACCCAUUUGGUCAAGGGUCUCGACUAUGCCCUGCUCCAAAAGAUCCGAGCGCAGAUAAAGACGGGCCAGGACGAGUCGCAGCAAGAAAGAGAAGCCCGCGAGUACGUCGAAAAGCUCCAUGGCAGCGAUGGGCCGGCCGAGUUUCGCUCAAAGUUUGCCAAAGAUAUCCACACUGCGGCGACUGCGAAGCGGGAGCCGCCGCCCUUGAAAAACGAGAUUUUCUUCCCCGGACGCAUGUUCUUCCAGUGGAACCUCGAUGCAAGUGAAGGAUCCAAGACAGAUGUCCCGACGACUAUCAUCCGGAGCCGUUUUGCCGUGCAGGACGCAGGCGUGGCUCCUAGAGCGCGAAUGUCGCUAUCGGCUGUGUGGAUCGCAUACCAGACAAACGCCUUUGCGCAACUGAAUCAUAUCUUUGCCGAAGCCGGGCGAGGCUAUGUGGCCGACGGCAAGGAUAGCAGCUCCACGAAGCCCUUGGAGACACAGAGCGAUCCCCAUGAGACGACCGACGCUCCGCCACGACCAAAAGCGACGUACUUUGCCGAGAAUGCCGCCGAACCCGAGGGUGAACAAUAUCUGCCGUCCAGCUCGAUGAUUUCAGAGCUGCUCAAACACGGAGGCAUCGCCGAGACGGCCGGGGAAUCUAAGCCAAAGCCGGGCUCGAUUCUGUCCGAACACGAUGACCAUGACUUUGAUGAGGAUGAGAACCUGUCAGGCAAUCUCUCCACUGCUGCCUUUGGAUCGCUCCGGAGCAACACUCAGCCCCCAGAGCCCGCAUCUUCGAGUCAGUCAUCGGGCGCUCCCAAAAGAUAUUUCCCCAAGCUGGAAGUCCCCUAUGGCGAUGUCGAGGACGGGUUCAUGGAUUACGAGUACGAGUCGGACGAGGAGCGCAAGCCCGAUGCCCUCGAUGGCGAUGGCGCCCAGGCGGACAGCUCAAAACAUCCCUCGUCCCUGGUCGAUCUAGGCACGCGGCUCAAUAAGAAGCGACAGCUCAGCCGCAGCGAUUUUGGGAACGAGCAAGAGUGGGAAGAAUACAAAGGCGGCCAAGCGUACGUCACCAAGGCAGCAUCUCAGUACGGCGUCAAGGCCCAGGAAGGGCGGAGAGGCAAGGACCUCAAAUCCGGCCGCGGCACCGGUGUGCACAAGGACUCUGCCGCCAAGCUCAACCAGGACUUCCAGAAGCUCGACAAGAUCAUGAUGGACAAGUACGGGAAGGGUCUCACCGGGAAAAAGUCGCGAGACGAAGGAGACGGCAACGAUGGCACAUCCACCAAGAAACACAAGCGAUAG
Molecule: messenger RNA, 1779 nt
Organism: Polychytrium aggregatum
Lineage: Eukaryota; Fungi; Chytridiomycota; Chytridiomycetes; Polychytriales
Product: RED-like protein N-terminal region-domain-containing protein
Exons: 7
Coding region: 1-1779 (592 amino acids)
Biological process (GO): mRNA splicing, via spliceosome
Cellular component (GO): nucleus
Source: RefSeq, a predicted model, not a curated record